CUGACUGACCUGAGCGAAGUUUAGUGUUUGUCACUCACGCACGGAAGGCAACGUUGUAAUUUCUACACACACACACACACAUAUAUAUAUGGUGUGUCGAAUUACUUUUACAUUACUACAGCCUGCGUUACAAAAUGUGAACUUUCAACAGGCUGAUAUAUUUCAGCGGUGCUAUAGGACGGGCUAACGUUUGCUAACAGUUAAGCUAGUUGGCAGAGACGCGGUAAUGUUUUACACGCAGCUCCUCACAACGCUGCAGCGCACACGGUACGCUGUACACACCUGCAUCCUAACUCAAACUGCUUUCCACAAGAGAGCCCAGGCUCCGUGGCCUCUUUUGGCAUGUUUCACGCAGAGACAGCGGGGUAUUUAUGUGGAUUUCUCGGCGAGAAACAAAAGCGGCGCAGAGCACAGGGGAGGUGGGCAGAAGUCAGUGUCCAGGUAUGAAAGAAGAGCUCCAAAGCCUUCAGCUGGACAGAAAGUGAAGGAAGCUGGCAGAGACUUCACGUAUUUCAUGGUUGUUCUCAUUGGGCUUGGAGUGACAGGUGGGUUGCUUUACGUGGUGUUCCAUGAAUUAUUCUCAUCCUCAAGUCCAAAUAAAAUCUACGGCAAAGCCUUUGAUAAAGUCAGAUUACACCCAGAGGUGAUUGGAGCAUUUGGGGAACCAAUCAAGUGUUAUGGUGAGACUACCCGUCGAGGGAGGCGGCAGCAAGUCAGUCAUUUGGAGUACCUGAAGGACGGAGUGAAGCACAUGAGACUUAGGUUUUACAUUGAAGGCGCCGAACCAGGUCUCAAAGGAACUGUACAUUCAGAAUCAAAAGAGAAAUGGUGAUUUGUGCUGUACAGGGAUGUAGCAAUGGGAAAUACAAGCUUGACAAAUGGAAAUUAAAUGCAUGUGAUGUUCAUCCAGGGACAAAAAAGGGAUGUGGAAGCUGUAUUUGCCCUCCCCCUUUUGUGUUAUACCCCUUUCCAACAGAGAGGAAGGACCCAAAUGCCCGCAAACACUGGAUUCGACUCAUUAAUAGGAAAGAUAUAAAGACGGGAAAAAACUGGAUGCCAAGACAUUUCUCCAGAGUGUGUUCUGUUCACUUUCCAGAUGGCAGCCCAACAGACACGCACCCAUACCCCACCCUGAAUCUUGGUUAUGUCACCCGAGGGAGGGGGGGCAAACCACGUAAGCCACUAGCAGAACGACACAUGUUACAAGUUAAGAAGACGGAACCAGAAGAACCCAUAAAAAUCAAGGUUGAAGACACUUUUGAUUCAGUGCCAGUAGAUGAUCACAAAGUCCCUGAGAAUGCCAGUGAGCACAAUUGGCAUAAUUACUGUAUUCAUGAUAAGGGCUGUGAAGGAUGCAACAAAUUAGCCAAAGAGCUGAAGUGCGCAGUUCAAGAAUUUGAAACACUCACAGAUCAAUUGGAAAUCCAGUCUAAGAACAAGAAUGUUCGUAAUACUACUGUGAUAAACAAAUUCAUCAGAACUGAUAAGAAGGUACGCCAAAAUACAGGGUUGCCAAAUCAAAGUACUUUGGACUCAUUAUACAGUCACCUUGAGCCAAGGUUGAAAGAAAUGCGGUAUUGGGGUGGAGUGAAAAAAGUGACCAGUACCAAGAUUUUCAGGAGAUGUAAAAAAUCAUCAAAUAAGCGUGAGCCACAGAGAAAAUUGAAUGGGAAGAGUGAAUUUGUGCUUGUGUUAAUGAAGCUUAGACUGGGACUUUCAAACAUAUUCCUGAGUGACCUGUUUAACAUUAGCGUGAGUACCUGCUCCAAGAUAUUCAACACAUGGAUACGCUUCCUUGCUAAAGAACUGAAACCACUGAUUUAUUGGCCAUCCGGAGACAUAAUACGGAAAUUGCUUCCACCAAGCCUGGCAUCAAAAUAUUCAUCAUUACGAUGCACACUGGACUGUAUGGAAGUGUUCAUUGAAAGACCGAACCAUUUAGAACUGCAGGCUAUGACAUGGUCAGACUGCAAAAAGCACAGUACGGUGAAAUACCUCAUUGCCAUUGCACCUAAUGGCAUGAUUACUUUCUUGUCUGAAGGUUACGGAGGGGGAGGAUCAGACAAAGACAUUGUCAUUGCCUCUGGAUUUUUGGACCUUUUGGAUCCUGGUGAUGAAAUCCUUGCUGACCGUGGUUUCAUUAUAAACGGUGAACUUCUGAUGCACCAUGCUAAACUGCACAUCCUUCCUCCCAGCUUAAGCAUUGAUCAACAAACUACUGCUGAUGUUGCAAA
Messenger RNA from Thalassophryne amazonica, 2234 nucleotides. It is a transcript of the gene timm21, whose product is annotated as translocase of inner mitochondrial membrane 21. The coding region runs from base 227 to 832 and encodes 201 amino acids. Gene Ontology annotation, biological process: protein import into mitochondrial matrix. Gene Ontology annotation, cellular component: TIM23 mitochondrial import inner membrane translocase complex. NCBI's taxonomy places the organism in Eukaryota, Metazoa, Chordata, Actinopteri, Batrachoidiformes, Batrachoididae. The transcript has 6 exons. The record is from RefSeq and is a predicted model, not a curated record.